AUGCUCCGUACGCCAUUUACCAGGUCUGCGGCUAGGCUAGGGAGGCAUGCAAAAUGGCAAGCUGGCGCGAGGAGUUUCAACGCCACAACGAGGAGGAAAGCGGAAGUGCAGCUCACAAUUGAUGGCAAACAGGUCUCCAUAGAAGCCGGCUCUGCUCUUAUACAAGCAUGCGAAAAGGCCGGCGUGGUUAUACCGCGAUACUGUUAUCACGAAAAGCUCAUGAUUGCUGGGAAUUGUCGUAUGUGUCUAGUGGAAGUUGAAAGAGCACCGAAGCCUGUUGCAUCAUGCGCCUGGCCUGUACAGCCUGGUAUGGUAGUCAAGACGGACUCGCCACUCACACAUAAAGCAAGAGAAGGCGUGAUGGAGUUUCUGCUCGCAAACCAUCCACUGGACUGCCCGAUCUGCGAUCAAGGAGGCGAAUGCGAUCUACAGGAUCAGUCAAUGCGAUAUGGAGCCGAUCGGGGGCGAUUCCACGAGAUGGGGGGCAAGCGCGCCGUCGAAGACAAGAACAUGGGCCCUUUGAUCAAGACUUCCAUGAACAGGUGUAUCCAUUGCACGAGAUGCAUUCGGUUCGCAAAUGAUGUGGCAGGAGCACCAGAGCUCGGGUCAACGGGCAGAGGCAAUGAUAUGCAGAUUGGCACAUAUCUUGAAACAGCUCUUGAUUCGGAGAUGUCAGGAAAUGUCAUCGACUUGUGCCCUGUUGGCGCCUUAACUUCCAAACCAUACGCUUUCCGUGCACGGCCGUGGGAGUUGCAGCAUUUUGAAUCAGUGGACGUGCUUGAUGCCUUGGGUUCAAAUAUCCGAAUAGAUGCAAGAGGGAUGGAAGUCAUGAGGAUUAUCCCCAGGCUCAACGAUGACAUCAACGAGGAGUGGAUCAACGACAAGACUCGAUUUGCUUGCGAUGGCUUGAAGACACAACGAUUGACUACGCCUCUGAUGCGGCGGGAUGAUAAAUUCAUACCAGCAUCAUGGGAACAAGUUUUGACCGAGAUUGGCAACGCCUACCAGCGCAUAUCUCCCAAAGAAAACGAGUUCAAGGCCAUCACUGGCCAUCUCGUCGAAACGGAAACCUUGGUCGCCAUGAAAGACCUGGCCAAUAAAUUAGGAUCUGAUAAUCUUGCCCUCGACCAACCCUUCGGCAGCCAGCCCAUCGCCCACGGAAUCGACCUCCGCUCCUCCUAUACCUUCAACAGUAAGAUCUAUGGUGUUGAAGAAGCCGAUGCCAUACUCCUUGUCGGCACCAAUCCCCGCCAUGAAGCCGCCGGCCUUAAUGCCCGCAUUCGCAAGCAAUGGCUACGUUCCGACCUCGAGAUUGGCCUCGUCGGCGAGCCCUUCGAGAGUACCUUCAACUUUGAUCACCUUGGCGCUAACGUGUCUGCCCUAAAGAAAGCACUCCAAGGUCCUUGGGGCAAAGUCCUACAGUCUGCCAAACGCCCUAUGAUCAUUGUCGGUUCCUCGGCCGUGGAGCACCCAGACGCAAAAGCCAUCUUCGAAACCGUCGGUUCCUUUGUCGAUAAGAACGCCGCUAAUUUCAUCACCUCUGAGUGGCAAGGCUAUAACGUACUCCAGCGCGUCGCCUCCCGCGCAGGGGCUUUCGAAGUCGGCUUCACGACGCCCUCUCCCACUGUCGCGAACACGGUACCUAAAUUCAUAUGGCUGCUUGGCGCAGAUGAGAUUUCUGAAUCCGAUAUUCCCAAGGGCGCAUUCGUAGUCUACCAAGGCCACCACGGCGACAGAGGCGCCCAGCUCGCCGACGUUAUACUCCCGGGGGCUGCGUACACAGAGAAGCACGGCACAUACGUCAACACGGAAGGUCGUGUCCAAAUGACCCGAGCCGCCACUUCAAUGCCAGGAGCAGCGAGAGAUGACUGGAAGAUCCUACGGGCAGCGAGCGAGUACCUUGGGGCGCCGCUACCAUAUGAUGAUAUAGAAGCUUUGAGGGAUCGUAUGGAAGAGAUCAGUCCUGCGUUGAGACGUUACGAUGUCGUAGAGGGGACUGGUAUGCCCCAGCUUCAGAAAGUGCAGCUUGUAGAUCAGAACAAGGGAGCCAAGGUAGAGAACAAACCAUUUGCAAGUGUGAUCAAGGAUUUCUUCUUUACGGACGCGAUCUCCAGAAGUUCCCCAACAAUGGCACGCUGCUCGGCAGCCAAAGCGACGGGUAAUCCAAAGACCAACUUCAUGGCCCCGGGUGAACCAAACUCACAGGUUGCGUACGGCACGCCACAGGUGGCGCAUACGGCCUCGAUGUAG
Molecule: messenger RNA, 2250 nt
Organism: Letharia columbiana
Lineage: Eukaryota; Fungi; Ascomycota; Lecanoromycetes; Lecanorales; Parmeliaceae
Exons: 4
Coding region: 1-2250 (749 amino acids)
Biological process (GO): ATP synthesis coupled electron transport
Cellular component (GO): membrane
Molecular function (GO): iron-sulfur cluster binding; NADH dehydrogenase (ubiquinone) activity
Source: RefSeq, a predicted model, not a curated record